UUUGCCUCUCAAAGCAGAAUGGGGAAUUUUUGUUUGCUCAUCCCGAAAAUAAACCACCGUCUUUGGCUUUGGCUGCGUGGGUCACCCCGACGCUGCCGACACUAACGCAGCCACUUGGGAACGUCAAACGCGAAUCAGAAUAAAAUAAACAACAAACAAAAGAAAGCCAGAAAGCGUUUCAGGAUACGCGGUAAUAAAAGAACGUUUCUUACUGAACUUACGUUUUUGGUGGUCCCAAAAUGAUUAUAAAACUCUGCCGUCUUUGUCUGGCAAAGACAAGAAAAUUAAUCAAAGUUAGUGAAGUACAGUCGGUUUCCGGCGAUAAGCUAAAUCUAGAGGAUCUCAUUCAUCGAUAUCUGGCGAUUGAUCGCAGUUAUGGCGGCGCCACAAUUAUGCUUUGCACAAAGUGCGCUAAGGUGCUGAAAGAUUGGCACACAUUUUAUCAAUCCUGUCUGGAAAAUGAUGCAAAAUACAUAAAAACAUUGGAAACAAAGCUGGACACUACAAAAACUCGGAACAGACGUUAUGGUAUUGAAACAGUUCUCAUAAAAUCGGAAUAUGUACCCCAGCAUCGCAACGAUCCGAGUGCAAAAUCAUCAAUGGGUUCAAGUUGCAGAAGCCUGCCUGUGGAAGAUAUGCUCGAAGAAACAUCAUGUAUAGACGUUGCAGAAAAAACGGAAAACGAGGAAACGAACGAAAAAAACGAGGAAAGGAACGGCGAUGAAAUGCUAAUGGAAACAAAAUUUGUGCAAAGAUGCCAAAGUUCAAACCCAUCAAAAGUGUAUAGUUCCUUAACUGAUCUUUCCGGCAAUGUUGAUUUCGACCUAGUCCUGAAAUCUGAAUCAACUAUCUACGAGGGCAGCGUGACAGAACAAAUCGACUAUGAUAAUGAAAUCAAUUCGAUAUCCGUUGAUAUGGACGAUGGUCGGGGUGAAUGUAAUACAGGGCCUAUUAAAAACAAAUCAAACUACACUGACGGACGGCGAUUAUGUGAUAACGUAAAAUUGGAUCUAGAAAGCAUGGGCCACGAGCCGGAAUUCGUAUGCUUGACGGACAACAUUUCAGACGAUAACGUGCAAAAUGGUGAACCAAUUUUCGGUCCAGCAAAAUCACCAACGAUGCGUUCGGAGAGCAAAAGUGUUACGCCGGAACCAUCUACCGGAACCGGAAUCACUGAAAACACAGCAAGCACUGUCAAGCCUGUGAGAAGAGCCAAAAUUAGCGGUGUUUGUCACAUUUGUGGCCUGUUUCGAAAACAUCUAACUAUGCAUAUGAAGAUACACAAUGGUGAACGUAAUCACAAAUGCCCUUACUGUCCAGCGGCCUUUGUGGAUUCCAGUAGCUGCAAGCAGCACAUUAACGCUCACACCAGGGAGAAAAUGUACAAAUGCAAUCUUUGUGACAAAGAGUACUCAUCGUUGAAUGUGCUGCGAAAUCAUAAGGACAGUCAUUCCGAGAAAAAGAAACACGUCUGCAAAACAUGCGGCAAUGCAUAUCGCUACAGAGCUGCCCUAAGGCGUCACAUAAAGACGCACACAGACGAACCGAAAAUAAAAUGCACCAAGUGUGAGAUGCGGUUCUACUACAAGGGCAGGAUGCUCUCGCAUUUACGAAGCCAUUUCGCUCCUGAAUUUUCUUGCGCAAUUUGUGAUAAACGAUACACGAAGAAGAGCUCCCUAGACACUCACAUUAAAAUUAAGCACAAGUAUCAAACUGCGUGUCCCCAAGGAUUGCCGACCGAUGCUCCGAUCCGAUGAUCCGAUGACCGAUCUUAGCAGUGCUAGGUAGAUGUACCUUCAUUUAACAUCCUUUUCUUUGCGAGACCGACACCAACAUUCCCAAG
Anopheles bellator is the source of this 1843-nucleotide messenger RNA. RefSeq names its product peptidyl-prolyl cis-trans isomerase-like 1 (gene Cypl). The transcript has 3 exons. The record is from RefSeq and is a predicted model, not a curated record. Gene Ontology annotation, cellular component: nucleus; catalytic step 2 spliceosome. Gene Ontology annotation, molecular function: peptidyl-prolyl cis-trans isomerase activity; DNA-binding transcription factor activity; zinc ion binding. Gene Ontology annotation, biological process: protein folding; regulation of transcription by RNA polymerase II; protein peptidyl-prolyl isomerization. The coding region runs from base 240 to 1757 and encodes 505 amino acids. NCBI's taxonomy places the organism in Eukaryota, Metazoa, Arthropoda, Insecta, Diptera, Culicidae.